This is a messenger RNA of Haliotis rufescens (red abalone), 5270 nucleotides long. RefSeq names its product ribosomal RNA-processing protein 8-like. The coding region runs from base 337 to 4443 and encodes 1368 amino acids. The transcript is spliced from 7 exons. The record is from RefSeq and is a predicted model, not a curated record. Gene Ontology annotation, molecular function: methyltransferase activity. Gene Ontology annotation, cellular component: rDNA heterochromatin; nucleolus; chromatin silencing complex. NCBI's taxonomy places the organism in Eukaryota, Metazoa, Mollusca, Gastropoda, Lepetellida, Haliotidae. Gene Ontology annotation, biological process: regulation of transcription by glucose; cellular response to glucose starvation; rDNA heterochromatin formation.
UGGGCCACCUGUGCCCCUCUGUCACAAGACCACAGACAAUAUUUAAAAUUACACCAUGUAUACAAGAAUCUGUUCCCUGUUUCUACCAUGUCUACAAUGUUUGUAAUUAAUUGAAAGAAGAAGAAAUAUCCUAACAACAAUAUACAAAUCUUUGAUAAAAAUGGCAAUCUAUAUUUUUAAUUCAUGUUUUGUGAAUAAACAUAAACUUUGAGAGAGUGUCUUAGUUGCAGGCAAGGAGUUAGUCCAGAUAAGAGAGGAUCCAUAAGUUGGUCCUUUGUCACACAGUUUCCAGUUCAGAAUACAGACUGAAGGAAGUUUGGGUCUGGCAACUGAUCCAUGCUGACAGAGCUGAGUACAGGACAGAGUACAGCGAUGUUUGACAACGAGGACUGGAAUGUGGAUGGCGAGGCGGCCCAUCUUGCUUCUUCUCUGUUUGACCCUGUCACACCAACUCCUCCCAGAAAUAAGAAAAAGAAGUCGAAGCAUUCUGAUCCAAACUUGACAAACACCAGUGACACAAAGUCUCCUGCGAAGAGAAAACAUGCUGACGAAACCAGUCCUACUCCGAAGAAGAAAAAGAAAAACAAGGACAGUGAGGAGAGAAAUACAAACGUUACACCAGUAGUAGCAAAAUCUGGAAAACAAAACCUUCACAAGGACAGUGAUUCAGUGAGCAAGAAGAAGAAGAAAAUGUCGGUAUCUCCAGAAAGUGCUGGGGAUAUCAGCAGCGAGGGAAAAGUUAAAAAGAAAAAGAAGAAAAAGAAACAAAUUGUGUCUCAUUCACAAGAAAAUGUUGCAAAACCUGAUCAGUCUGAAAAUUCCCAAGGUGACAAGAAAAAGAAAUUAAAAAGGAAAAAAAUAAGUGGAGAAAAAGACAAAGAUGAUGAGUCAGCAUCUAAGAAGCUGAACGUUCAAGAAACCCAGGGACGGGAUGAAAGUAGAGUUGAGGGUGAUACCCCUCUGACUAGGAAGGAAAGAAGACACAAGCAUAAGAAGAAGACAUGUAAGAAGAACAAAUAUAAACAUCUAGCUGAUGCUAGUAAAAUAUCGGACAGCACUGAUGGGAGCACAAGCAGUGUGGCUGUAGCUUCAAACCCAGAUGUGAAAGGCCAAUUUGUUUUGUUAAAGAAAAACACGGAUGAUAGUGGCGAAACUAAGCCAGGACAAUCUUUAGAUAGAAAGAAGAAAAAGAAACGCAAGAAGAAUUUAGUGGUUUCUGAUCAUCCAAGUCCACAGGUGAAAAAUAACAAAGUGAAUAUGAAUGUCUCUACACUUAGUGAAAAUAGAACUGAUGAGAAUUCAGAAGAUAAUGUUUUUGAAAAAAGUGCUGGUGGAAAGAAGCGGAAAAAAAAGUCAAAACCUGAGAGUGAUGUUUCUGGGAAUGUGACGAAGUUGAAGACUCCCAAGAAACACAGUUUCGAUUUGGAGAAAUUGAAAGAAAUCAUUUCCUCUGAUAAGAAACAGUAUGUGAAGAAAUUAACUUCUGGUAAUGGACAAAAAGAAAAGAGAAAAUCAGUGGAGGUUACAGAAACACCUAAGAAGGUGAUUAAAAAGAAAGGUUUUACAAACGGUACUUCAACUGAUACUAGUGACACCUCAAGCAGUCCCACGAAAAUAAAAACUCCCCCAAAAGAAAAUUUCGAUGUGAAGAAAUUGAAAGAAAUUAUGUCCUCUGAGAAGAAAAAGAUGGACACUCUGAAGCAGGAUCUCGAGAAGAAAGUGAAUAGGAGAGGCAGGAACCAAGGGAAGUCUUUAACAGACAGGAUGCAUGAACGCCUGUCCGCUGCGCGCUUCCGCUAUCUCAAUGAGCAGAUGUACACCACAACGGGCACCGAGGCGGCGCAGCUGUUUGCUGAUGAUGAGGAGGCCUUCCAUGUAUAUCACGAAGGUUAUAGGUCACAGGUCAGCAAGUGGCCAAUUGAUCCACUGGACAUCAUCAUCAACGAGAUCAACGCCAGGCAUAAAACCCCAAAGACUGUCAUUGCAGAUUUAGGAUGUGGAAGUGCAAGACUGGCUCAAAGUAUCUCUGGGGUCAAAGUUCAUUCGUUUGACCUUGUCUCAGUCAAUGAAAGAGUCACUGCAUGUGAUAUGUCAAAGGUGCCCCUAGAUGCCGGGUGUGUGGAUGUAGCUGUGUUCUGUCUGUCACUGAUGGUUCUAUCUAUGUUGUAUAUGCAGGUGCCCCUAGAUGCCGGGUGUGUGGAUGUAGCUGUGUUCUGUCAGUCACUGAUGGUUCUAUCUAUGUUGUAUAUGCAGGUGCCCCUAGAUGCCGGGUGUGUGGAUGUAGCUGUGUUCUGUCAGUCACUGAUGGUUCUAACUAUGUUGUAUAUGCAGGUGCCCCUAGAUGCCGGGUGUGUGGAUGUAGCUGUGUUCUGUCUGUCACUGAUGGUUCUAACUAUGUUGUAUCUGCAGGUGCCCCUAGAUGCCGGGUGUGUGGAUGUAGCUGUGUUCUGUCUGUCACUGAUGGUUCUAACUAUGUUGUAUAUGCAGGUGCCCCUAGAUGCCGGGUGUGUGGAUGUAGCUGUGUUCUGUCAGUCACUGAUGGUUCCAACUAUGUUGUAUAUGCAGGUGCCCCUAGAUGCCGGGUGUGUGGAUGUAGCUGUGUUCUGUCUGUCACUGAUGGUUCUAACUAUGUUGUAUAUGCAGGUGCCCCUAGAUGCCGGGUGUGUGGAUGUAGCUGUGUUCUGUCUGUCACUGAUGGUUCUAACUAUGUUGUAUAUGCAGGUGCCCCUAGAUGCCGGGUGUGUGGAUGUAGCUGUGUUCUGUCUGUCACUGAUGGUUCUAACUAUGUUGUAUAUGCAGGUGCCCCUAGAUGCCGGGUGUGUGGAUGUAGCUGUGUUCUGUCAGUCACUGAUGGUUCUAACUAUGUUGUAUAUGCAGGUGCCCCUAGAUGCCGGGUGUGUGGAUGUAGCUGUGUUCUGUCAGUCACUGAUGGUUCUAACUAUGUUGUAUAUGCAGGUGCCCCUAGAUGCCGGGUGUGUGGAUGUAGCUGUGUUCUGUCUGUCACUGAUGGUUCUAACUAUGUUGUAUAUGCAGGUGCCCCUAGAUGCCGGGUGUGUGGAUGUAGCUGUGUUCUGUCAGUCACUGAUGGUUCUAACUAUGUUGUAUAUGCAGGUGCCCCUAGAUGCCGGGUGUGUGGAUGUAGCUGUGUUCUGUCAGUCACUGAUGGUUCUAACUAUGUUGUAUAUGCAGGUGCCCCUAGAUGCCGGGUGUGUGGAUGUAGCUGUGUUCUGUCUGUCACUGAUGGUUCUAACUAUGUUGUAUAUGCAGGUGCCCCUAGAUGCCGGGUGUGUGGAUGUAGCUGUGUUCUGUCAGUCACUGAUGGUUCUAACUAUGUUGUAUAUGCAGGUGCCCCUAGAUGCCGGGUGUGUGGAUGUAGCUGUGUUCUGUCUGUCACUGAUGGUUCUAACUAUGUUGUAUAUGCAGGUGCCCCUAGAUGCCGGGUGUGUGGAUGUAGCUGUGUUCUGUCAGUCACUGAUGGUUCUAACUAUGUUGUAUAUGCAGGUGCCCCUAGAUGCCGGGUGUGUGGAUGUAGCUGUGUUCUGUCAGUCACUGAUGGUUCUAACUAUGUUGUAUAUGCAGGUGCCCCUAGAUGCCGGGUGUGUGGAUGUAGCUGUGUUCUGUCUGUCACUGAUGGUUCUAACUAUGUUGUAUAUGCAGGUGCCCCUAGAUGCCGGGUGUGUGGAUGUAGCUGUGUUCUGUCUGUCACUGAUGGUUCUAACUAUGUUGUAUAUGCAGGUGCCCCUAGAUGCCGGGUGUGUGGAUGUAGCUGUGUUCUGUCAGUCACUGAUGGUUCUAACUAUGUUGUAUAUGCAGGUGCCCCUAGAUGCCGGGUGUGUGGAUGUAGCUGUGUUCUGUCAGUCACUGAUGGUUCUAACUAUGUUGUAUAUGCAGGUGCCCCUAGAUGCCGGGUGUGUGGAUGUAGCUGUGUUCUGUCAGUCACUGAUGGUUCUAACUAUGUUGUAUAUGCAGGUGCCCCUAGAUGCCGGGUGUGUCGAUGUAGCUGUGUUCUGUCUGUCACUGAUGGGUCUAACUAUGUUGUAUAUGCAGGUGCCCCUAGAUGCCGGGUGUGUGGAUGUAGCUGUGUUCUGUCAGUCACUGAUGGUUCUAACUAUGUUGUAUAUGCAGGUGCCCCUAGAUGCCGGGUGUGUGGAUGUAGCUGUGUUCUGUCUGUCACUGAUGGGCACAAAUCUUGUAGACUACCUUCUGGAAGCAAACAGGAUUCUCAAAAAAGGGGGUGUAAUGAUGAUUGCUGAAGUUGAGAGUCGUUUUCAGAAAGUUGGUGCUUUCAUAUUAAAAGUUGAGAAACUUGGAUUUGAAAUUGUCAACAAGGACACCUCAAACAAGAUGUUCUAUCUGUUCCACUUCAAGAAGGUGCGUGGUAUGAAGGAAGCCCCUCUCAACUCAAGCAUUGAACUGGACCCCUGUAUCUACAAGAAGCGAUAACCAAGAAAGCGGUGACCUAGACAUGUACCUUCAAGAAGGCGAUUUUCUGGACACAUAUGUUUCUACAAGAAACAGUUACCUGGAUCCAUUUACCUUCAAGAAGCAAUGACCAAGAUCCAUGUACCUUCAAGAAGCAGUGACCAAGAUCCAUGUACCUUCAAGAAGCAGUGACCAAGAUCCAUGUACCUUCAAGAAGCAGUGACCAAGAUCCAUGUACCUUCAAGAAGCAAUAACCUAGACACAGUUACUUUCAAGAAGCAAUGACCUACACAUGUACCUUCAAGAAGCGAUGACCUAGACACAUGUACCUUCAAGAAGCGAUGACCUAGACACAUGUACCUUCAAGAAGCGAUGACCUAGAUCCUUGUACUUUCAAGAAGCGAUGACCUAGAGCCUUGUACCUGCAUCUUGAUACAUUAUAAACAUCUAUUAAUUAUUCAGUUGCUUCUGUGAAUUAUGAAAUCAAACUUUUUAACUUACGAUGCUGUUGUCCCCGUUACUCCAGCUAAGAACUUUAUGCAUUUUGAUACAAAUGUUAUGGCUUAAAUAUUGAACAGUCUUGCAAUGCUCUUCACAUGUGAUCUCAUGGUGUGAUGCAUUGCAUGUCCAUCCGUUGUGUAACAUUUUUACAUCUCCUCUAAACCACAUGGCCAAAUAUUCCAGCUAUUGUGUCAAGAAAUUCUCAUAGAAUUCUGAUUCAAUUUUAAACAGCAGCCAUAAGAACAAUAUUAACCUAUUGCUCAUUAUGCAGUUUAAAGUUAUGGAAUUAUGAAAAAGUGUGUAAUGACAAUUGAUAUGUUGUAUAUAUAUAUGAUAUAUAUAUAUAU